Molecule: messenger RNA, 1600 nt
Organism: Fopius arisanus
Lineage: Eukaryota; Metazoa; Arthropoda; Insecta; Hymenoptera; Braconidae
Product: lipase 1-like
Exons: 6
Coding region: 365-1600 (411 amino acids)
Molecular function (GO): hydrolase activity, acting on ester bonds
Source: RefSeq, a predicted model, not a curated record
AUUGUUCUGUUUCAUGGUCUAUCUGUAAUUAUAAAUAUUUUCAUGGCACUUUACGACUUGCAACAAUAAUCAUGUCUCCAGUUAAAGUAUCCGCUAAUGUGUCUUAACGAUUACGUACGUCAUUAAGAACAAAGAGCAAUUCUUACGUAUAAUGAGACAAAUAGGAAAAAAAACCGUUUGUGUAACUUUGAAAUUACAAGCUAAGGUCGUUACCUUCGAUUUCUUGUUAAUAAGGAAGAGCAAAUGAAAAAUUAUUGAUGGACAUGUGACAAAAAAUAGAAUAAGUGGGACAGAUGGGUUUAAUUCGCGGUGUGAGCGAUGUGCGUUCAGAAGUCUCUCAGAAUUUCUGAAUCAGUCAUUAAUAAUGGCCGAACAGAAGAGAAUAGUGAUUGUUUUAUUCAUGCUCUCUUUGUUAUUCUUGUCGGGUGAUUCGAGAUUACGGGAUCAGUACCGGGAUGAUGGAAGAAAUUCUCAUUUCCGUGUUCCAAAUUUUAUAGGACUCGUUGCGGAACACGGGAGACGGGCUGAAUGGCAUAAUGUAACGACCGAGGACGGAUACAUUUUAUCAAUAUUUAGAAUUGUUCGUAAUAACAAUAAUUAUCAAUUAGGACCUCCAAUUUAUUUGCAACACGGAUUAACAGGCACUGCAGAUAUGUUUGCGAUGGUGAAACCCGAGAGGAAUAUCGCAUUUCUACUAGCUGAUGCUGGAUACGAUGUUUGGCUGGGAAAUUUGAGAGGGAAUGCUUACAGCCGCAAGCACAAAACAUUAUCAACGAAGGACCCGAAAUUCUGGAAUUUCAGUAUGGACGAGUACGCAAUCAAAGAUCUACCAGCAAUGAUGGACUAUGUCCUCAAUGUGACGAAUCGAUCGUCAUUGUCCUACAUCGGCAUAUCCCUUGGAACAACAAUAAGCACAAUAUUUCUCUCAAAUAGAACGGAUUACAACAGCAAAUUAAAUCUCGUGGUACAUUUUGCGCCAGUUACCGUCUUCAAAUCAAAGACUUUAACGAGACAAAUUCUACUGAUGAUAGCGGAUCUGUUGGAAGGACCUGAUAAAUCAUUUGAGAUUCUGCCUCGAAACAGAUUUGUACAUUCAUUCGUGAAAUUAGUAUGUACAGCUAGUCCCCUGAUGAGAGAGCUUUGUUUAUUCCUUGUGGAAACAUUUAUGGGUCGAGAUCGUGAGCAAUUCGAUAUACCAUGGGAUCUGGUGCUGAAAUUUGCACUGUACUUCCCCGCCGGAUGUUCUGCAAAAGUUCUUUUUCAUUACUUUCAAUUUUUGAGAACUGGUGAAUUCGGAUACUUUGAUCACCAUGACGACUCAAUCAACCUUCAAUAUUACGGAAAAAAAAGGGCUCCACAAUACAAUUUAUCAAACAUCGUAGCUCCUAUGGUUUUUUUCAAAGCCUUAAAUGAUCCACUCUCAACUCUAGAGGACGACGUAGCCUUGAUAAAAAAAUUGCCUCCAAACACAACAUUACACUACGAGAUCGUAAACUGGAAAAACUUCAAUCACAUCGACUUCAUUUUAGCGAAAGACGUGAAAAAAUUAGUCUAUGAUAGAUUAUUCGAAAUCCUCUCCGAUAUCAAUAAAUUUCCUUGA